This is a messenger RNA of Rotaria sordida, 354 nucleotides long. The record is from the annotation of a GenBank genome assembly. NCBI's taxonomy places the organism in Eukaryota, Metazoa, Rotifera, Eurotatoria, Philodinida, Philodinidae.
AUGUAUCUAUUCGCUAUUAUAUCUUCUCUUAUUUGCAUUCAAUUAUUAUCGACAGCAUCAAGUGAUACGAGCGCUGUCAAUCCAAGUUUUCUAUCACCUGUCUUAACACAAUUACCAACAACAUUGGAUAGCCAAGAAACUUUUAAUAAUGAUGAUGAAAAUGAUGAAGGCUAUGUUCCCUAUCCUCGAUCGACGUCAUUUUUAAGAUUUGGUCGACAAAAACCAUCAGGAUCAGCAUCAUUUCUUCGUUUUGGUCGUUCACAUCCAUACAUUGUUCGAUUUGAUCGUGGUGGACAAAAUGGAGGAACAUUUCUUCGUUUUGGUCGACAAACUCAAAAAUUAGCUUCGAACAGA